GGCUUCCAAUGGGUUAAGAUGAACUGAACCAGAUUCCUAGAGAGGAAGGGAAUUUGAGGAGGAAGGGAGGGCCCCUACAGAUCAAAAGCACCUCCUUCCACAAUCCUUUCCUCCCUGGCUUCUCACUUGGGGAGGGGGAAAGGGCCUUUGUCAAUGCCCGCUGCAUUGCUGGCCUCUUCUGAAAUGUGGUAAGCCUCUCCCCCCUGCCCCAUUUUGUGCAUUUGGGGGUGGGGGGAUCCAUGGGCCGCAGAGGAAGAGUGCAUAGGGGGACUGUGCAGCUGAUCCAUUCGGGAUCCACCACAAUACCCAAAUCAGGGAGUGGAUCUUCUUCCAUUCACUCUCCUCUCUGCAAAGCCAGGAGGGCCCCUUUGAUAUAUUGGUGUGUGGUGGUGGUUAAAGUAGGACUGUAAUGCUGAUCUCAUUUCAAUGGACACAAAUCUUCAAUUGAGUGGAAUUAAGUAGGAGACAAAAAGGCUCGAGACUGAAAUUGGCAGGUGACGAAGUUCCUUCAGCCUCUUGGAGGCUUUUGUAGAGCAGAUCACAGAUGGAUGGGGAAGACUCAUCUGGCUCAAAAGCAGGAAGAAGCUCCCAUAUCACCCAAAAAGGAAGCAGUGAGGAAUCUUGGGAAAGAACCAUGCAAAAGGUUUUGGGUGAGGACACCCUCAGUUCAGAAGUGCAAAGGCAACAGUUCAGGCAUUUCCGCUACGAGGAGGCCAAGGGGCCCCGAGAGGCUUGCAGCCGACUCCACCACCUCUCCCAUCAGUGGCUGAAGCCAGAGCAAAACACGAAGAAUCAGAUUCUGGAUCUGGUGAUCCUGGAGCAGUUCUUGGCUGUCCUUCCACCAGAGACGGAGAGCUGGGUGAGGGAAUGUGGAGUAGAGACCACUUCCCAGGCGGUGGCCCUGGCCGAAGGUUUCCUCCUGAGCCAGGCAGAGGAUGAGAAGCAGGCAGAGCAGCAGGUAAAGAAUCUGUUUUCAGAAGUGAACACUGAGGCAGAGAGGAGUCCAUCGAACACUAGAGAGGAGCCAUUGGGGAAUGGAGUGCUGCUGGCAAGACCUCCUCAGCCGUCUCAUCUUCGCAAUGGAGGGGAAGCAGCUACUGUGGAGGAGGAUCAGGGACCCUUGUCCUUUGAAGAUGUGGCUGUGUAUUUUACUGAGGAGGAGUGGGCGCUGCUGGAUCCUAACCAGAGAGCUCUGCAUAAGGAAGUCAUGGAGGAGAAUUAUGGAAUUGUGGCCUUUCUCAAAGGUAAUGAAUUGCAAUCCAAGAAUAAGGGAGACCACUACAAGAUCCAUGCAGUGUGGGAGCCAUAUCAAUAUUUGAAGUGUAGAGAGAGCUUCAGUCAGAGCUCCCAUCAAAAGACUCACAGUGGGGAGAAACCAUAUCAGUGCUUGGAAUGUGGAAAGAGCUUCACUUGGAAGAAAAGUCUCACUUCUCAUCAAAGAAUUCAUACAGGGGAGAAACCAUAUCAAUGCUUUGAAUGUGGAAAGAGUUUUCAUACAAGCACAAACGUCCAUCGUCACAGAAGAAUUCACAGUGGGGAGAAACCAUAUCAAUGCUUGGAGUGUGGAAAGACCUUUAAUAGAAGCACAAACUUUCAUCGUCAUCAAAGUAUUCACCGUGGGGAGAAACCAUUUCAAUGCCAGGAGUGUGGAAAGAGCUUCGUUCGGAAGAGUGAUGUCACUUCCCAUCUACGCAUUCACACAGGGGAGAAACCAUAUACAUGCAUGGAAUGUGGAAAGAGCUUCAGUAGCAGCACGACAUUACAUUCUCAUCAAAGAAUUCACAGUGGGGAGAAGCCCUACCAAUGCUUGGAAUGUGGAAAGAGCUUUAUUCAGAGUUCCCAACUUACUUCCCAUCAAAGAAUUCAUAGUGGGAACAAACCGUAUCAGUGCUUCGAAUGUGGAAAGAGCUUCCGUCAUAGCUCCAGCUUUACUAUACAUCAGAGAAGCCACACAGGAGAGAAACCAUAUAAAUGCUUGGAAUGCGGAAAGAGCUUCUGCAACAGCUUCAGCCUUACUGUACAUCAGAGAAGCCACACAGGAGAGAAACCUUAUCAAUGCUUGGAAUGUGGAAAGAGCUUCAGUCAGAGUUCCAAACUCACUUCCCAUCGAAGGAUUCACACAGGGGAGAAACCAUAUAAAUGCUUAGAAUGUGGAAAGAGCUUCCAUCAGAACUCAAAUCUUGCUUCCCAUCAAAGGAUCCAUACUGGCGAAAAACCAUAUAAAUGCUUAGAAUGUGGAAAGACCUUUAAUAGCAGCACAAACUUCCAUCGUCAUCAAAUAAUUCAAAGUGGAGAAAAACCAUAUCAGUGCCAGGAAUGUGGAAAGACCUUCGUUCAGAAGAGUGAGAUCACUUCCCAUAUACGAAUCCACACAGGGGAGAAACCAUAUAAAUGCUUAGAAUGUGGAAAGAGCUUUAUUCAGAGCUCCCAACUCACUUCCCAUCAAAGAAUUCACAGUGGGGAGAAGCCAUAUCAAUGCUUGGAGUGUGGAAAGAGCUUCCGUCAUAGCACUGGCCUUACCAUACAUCAGAGAAGCCACACAGGAGAGAAACCAUAUAAAUGCUUGGAAUGUGGAAAGAGCUUUAUUCAGAAGUCAGAUCUUACUUUCCAUCAAAGGAUCCAUACCGGGAAGAAACCAUAUAAAUGCUUAGAAUGUGGAAAAAGCUUCAGCUGCAAGAAAAGUCUCACUUCCCAUCAAAGAACUCAUAGUGGGGAGAAGCCCUAUCAAUGCUUAGAGUGUGGAAAAAGCUUCCGUCAUAGCAUCAGCCUUAUUAUACAUCAGAGAUACCACACAGGACAGAAACCAUAUAAAUGCUUGGAAUGUGGAAAAAGCUUCCAUCAGAAGUCAAAUCUUACUUCCCAUCAGAGAAUCCAUACAGGGGAGAAACCAUAUAAAUGCUUGGAAUGUGGAAAGUGCUUUAUUCAGAGCUCCCAACUCACUUCCCAUCAAAGAAUUCACAGUGGGGAGAAGCCCUACCAAUGCUUGGAGUGUGGAAACACCUACUGCCAGAAGAAAGAUCUUAUUUCCCAUCAAAGAAUUCACAGUGAUGACGAGCCAUAUAACUAUUCAGAGUGUGGAGAGAGCUUUAGUGAGAGGUCACAUAAAAGAACUCACAGCGGGGAGAAACCAUAUCAGUGCUUGGAAUGUGGAAAGAGCUUCACCUGGAAGAAAAGUCUCACUUCUCAUCAAAGAAUUCAUACAGGGACAAAACCAUAUCAAUGCUUGGAAUGUGGAAAGAGCUUUUAUACAAGCACAAACUUCCAUCGUCACAGAAGAAUUCACAGUGGGGAGAAACCAUAUCAAUGCUUGCAGUGUGGAAGGACCUUUAAUAGAAGCACAAACUUCCAUCGUCAUCAAAGUAUUCACAGUGGGGAGAAACCAUAUCAGUGCCAGGAGUGUGGAAAGAGCUUCGUUCGGAAGAGUGAUAUCACUUCCCAUCAAAGAAUUCACACAGGGGAGAAACCAUAUCAGUGCUUGCAAUGUGGAAAGAGCUUUAUUCAGAGCUCCCAACUCACUUCCCAUCUACGAAUUCACACAGGGGAGAAACCAUAUAAAUGUUUGGAAUGUGGAAAGAGCUUCAAUAAAAGCACAAACUUCCAUUCUCAUCAAAGAAUUCACAGUGAGGAGAAGCCCUAUCAAUGCUUGGAGUGUGGAAACACCUUCCGCCAGAAAAAAAAUCUUGUUUCCCAUCAAAGAAUUCACAGUGGGAACAAACCAUAUCAGUGCUUGGAAUGUGGAAAGAGCUUCCGUCAUAGCAUCGGCCUUACUAUACAUCAGAGAAGCCACACAGGAGAGAAACCAUAUAAAUGCUUGGAAUGCGGAAAGAGCUUCUGCAACAGCUUAAGCCUUACUGUACAUCAGAGAAGCCACACAGGAGAGAAACCUUAUCAAUGCUUGGAAUGUGGAAAGAGCUUCAGUCAGAGUUCCAAACUCACUUCCCAUCGAAGGAUUCACACAGGGGAGAAACCAUAUAAAUGCUUAGAAUGUGGAAAGAGCUUCCAUCAGAAGUCAAAUCUUACUUCUCAUCAAAGGAUCCAUACUGGGGAGAAACCAUAUAAAUGCUUAGAAUGUGGAAAGAGCUUCAGCUGCAAGAAAAGUCUCACUUCCCAUCAAAGGAUCCAUGUACAAGAGGAAUCAUAGAAGUGCUUGAAGUCUAGGGUUUUUUUAAUAUGCAGUUGGACAUAAAAUGUGGAAUUUGAAAACAUUUCGUGCAGUUGGAAAGCUGAUAAUGUGCAUUUUGAAAUAUGGAGGAGGUAGACACAUUAGGCAUUGUGGUUAUUAAGCACUUAAAUGACAGGCAAGUGUUGGGAAAGGCUACUACUACUGCAUUUAUAUCCCACCCUUCCUUCCAAAGAAGCCCAUAAAGGUAGAUAUGCUUAAAACAAACUGUCUAAACCAUAUUAAUAACAAAGUCUUCAUUUGGGCCUGAAUCUUCUCCACCUUUAUCUUUGGGUAGGUACCACUUUAUUGCAUCCUUGUAAAUAUCCUUAAAUUGCUGCUGUUUCCUACUCUGUGUUCCUUCUUCUGGAACCACAGCGAAACAGCUAGUCUGGGAUCCCACUUGGCCAAUGAGGACAUAUUAUAAUGGAUGUAAAGAUAGAAUUUUUCUGCUUCCAUUUGUAGUCGGGCCCUGCUUUUACUUUUGAACACAACACUUGCACUUAUGAGCCUCUUGACAUCGGCUGUAUGAGGCUUGGCAGCAAGAAUGGGUAUGGUGACCCUGCAAAGAAUUUGAUUUUGUUCUCCAAAGCCAUGAAGUGUGCACUCUCAGCAUGGUCAGUGCCAAGUUUCUUCAUAUUCCAUCUCCAGAUUUGUGCAAUUAGUAACAUGACUCCACCCCUCGGCUGUUCCUUUGCUCUACUUUUCAGUUUCCAUUUCCGUUGUGUUCUCUACACAGCCAGCAAUAAAGCAGUAUGUUUGUUUCCCUGCAAUAAGAAGUAAAAGUUUGUUUAAUCUGCAGUUAUUAUGAGGAGUAUAGCAGGAUUUUGUGCUUAUUGCUAAAGGGUGAAAUAAAGAGAUAACUUAACAUGAUCUGAAUCACAGAAUCAUAGAAUAGUAGAGUUGGAAGUGGCCUACAAGGCCAUCAAGUCCAACCCCCUGCUCAAUGCAGGAAUCCAAAUCAGAACAUUCCCGACAGAUGGCUGUCCAGCUGCCUCUUGAAUGCCUCCAGUGUCAGAGAGCCCACUACCUCCCUAGGUAAUUGGUUCCAUUGUCGUAUGGCUCUAACAGGAAGUUUCUUCUGAUGUCCAGUCGAAAUCUGGCUUCCUGCAACUUGAGCCCAUUAUUCCGUGUCCUGCACUCUGGGACUAUCGAGAAGAGAUCCCGGCUCUCCUCUAAAUAUCUACCCUAACUUACCCUUUACAGUUUUAAAGCACUCGCUAUACUCACAAUCAUAGUGGCUAUUUUUUCUUCUUUUUCUUGAGCACAGGCAUACCCCGCUUAACGUUGCCCCGCUUAAUGUUGCCUCGCUAUAACGUACAUGCUCCAUUCGUCCCCAUACCCCGCUUAACGUUCGCGCACUUCACAAUAACGUAUACUUUCUUGGCAGAGCUUGGAAAAGUUACUUUUUUGAACUACAACACCCAUCAGCCCCAGCCAGCAUGGCCACUGGAUUGGGCUGAUGGGAGUUGUAGUUCAAAAAAGUAACUUUUCCAAGCUCUGUUUCUUGGCAUGACGCCGCUGCCAUGUAGUGGUGAUUGCGUGCACUACAAGUGAAGACAAUUGCUUCACUUAACAUUUAUUUUCGCUUUAAGUAUACUCUCUGGUCCCAUUGCAAACGUUAAAGCGGGGUACGCCUGUACUUAAUGGCAAAGGAUGAAAACAGCCCAAGAGGAAUAGAAACACUGCUGUGCACACUAUAGUUAGCUGGCUGAUUGGCCACCUAGGCUGUGAUUCAGGCCUAAUUUGCACAAUGUGUACAGCUUUAUAUGAGGCCUUUUCAGGUUCCUGGGCAGAAAAAUCAACCAAGUAACCAGAUAAAAGAAAAAUUGAGUUGUUUUCCACAAUUAGUUUCCAAUCGCUUAGUUAGUCCUUCAUGUAGCAGCCAGUUAAAAAGUCCCUUUGAUUGUCCAACAGGAAGUAAAAUCUAAAGGCUAUUUUCUCUCUCUCUUUGAAAAGGUGUAUUGUGAACCUACCAUUCAGCAAGCUUUUUUGCAUGUUUAUCCAGGUGUUUAUAUAAGUUUAUGAAAGGAGGUCUAUUAUGCAGUAAAUACUUUACGAAGUUACGACUCGGUCUCAUUGACUUCAACAAGAAAGAUAUGCAUAUUGUUCUCAGCACCACUCUGCCUAAAUGCUUGACAGUGGUUGUAUUGUAAUGUGCUCUUCCUCUGUUUCUAAGUUCUUUGUAUUGGU
Molecule: messenger RNA, 6352 nt
Organism: Rhineura floridana
Lineage: Eukaryota; Metazoa; Chordata; Lepidosauria; Squamata; Rhineuridae
Product: zinc finger protein 420-like
Exons: 7
Coding region: 545-4141 (1198 amino acids)
Biological process (GO): regulation of DNA-templated transcription
Source: RefSeq, a predicted model, not a curated record